AAAGAGUGUAUGAAGAUAGUUUGACAAUAAUUGUAAUCCUUGUUCCGCCGUAAGCAACCUUCUCUCAUUUCCUAUCGUUUUUCAUACCUUUCAUUUCAUUCAUUGUUCCGCCGUAAGCAACCUUCUCUCAUUUCCUAUCGUGCGCUCUAAUCUGCUACUGGAACAAUGAGCAGCCGUUCAAGGAGAACUCUUUAUGUGGGUAACCUUCCUGGGGAUAUCAGAGAGAGGGAAGUUGAAGAUUUGUUUUAUAAGUAUGGACCCAUUGCUCAUAUUGACUUGAAGAUUCCACCAAGACCUCCAGGUUAUGCAUUUGUUGAGUUUGAGGAGGCUCGCCAUGCUCAAGAUGCUAUAGAUGGCCGUGAUGGUUAUGACUUUGAUGGGCAUCGUCUGCGGGUUGAACUUGCUCAUGGUGGGCGUGGGAACUCAUCAUCAACUGACCGCUAUAGCAGUCACAGUGGUGGAGGACGCCGUGGCGUUUCUAAACAUACUGAGUAUCGUGUGGUGAUAAGUGGAUUACCUUCUUCUGCUUCCUGGCAAGAUUUAAAGGAUCACAUGCGGAAGGCAGGAGAUGUUUGUUUUUCCCAAGUUUUUCGUGACGGUGGUGGUACUACUGGGAUUGUAGAUUACACCAAUUAUGAAGACAUGAAGAAUGCUAUCAGGAAGCUUGAUGACUCGGAAUUUCGCAAUGCAUUUUCCCGGUCAUAUGUUCGUGUGAAGGAAUAUAAAGGCAGUCGUAGUCCAAGGGGUAGGAGCAAAAGCCACAGUCGAAGCAGAAGCCGAAGUCGUGGUCGUAGUUAUAGUAGGAGCAGAAGUCCAAGCAAAUCCCCCAAGAAGGCCUCACGCCGGUCACCUGCUAGAUCUCGUUCUCGAUCGGUAUCAUCUAAGUCUAGAUCAAGGUCUCGCUCUUUGUCUAGAUCACGAUCAAGGUCCAGGUCCCCAGUGCCAUCUCAAAAGAAAAAUUUGAGCAAAAGCCCCAAGAAGGGUAGCCCCAGCCCCCGUCGGGAACGGAGCAAGAGCUUGAGCAAGAGCCCAAGCAGGAGCAGGAGCAGGAGCAAGAGUAAGAGCAAGAGUCCAUCCAGGUAAAGCUGUGUUGGCUCAAUUGCCUUAGCCAUUGCAAAUCUCCAUAUUGGUUGCAAGUACUCAAUUGGUCCAAGUUGUGGGAGAUUAACUGCAAAUAGAGGUAUUGGAAGGCUGGCUUUUCUCAAGUAAGAUUAUGUACUUAGCAGAGUGUUGUUUUUAAAUUGUAGUAUCAUAUGUUUGGUACUAAGGGUCUUGGUAAACAUUAGUACAUUACUUUGUGAUGACCAAGGGUCUUGUCAUCGGUAAACUUUGAAUCUUUUGCUACUGGAUAGACAUAGAAUUGCUUCAGUUAUGUCUUAAUUGUUCUUGUUAAUUGAUUAAUCACUCCAGUUAUAUUUGGUAAGGAUUUUAUGCU
Molecule: messenger RNA, 1435 nt
Organism: Chenopodium quinoa (quinoa)
Lineage: Eukaryota; Viridiplantae; Streptophyta; Magnoliopsida; Caryophyllales; Amaranthaceae
Product: serine/arginine-rich splicing factor SR34B-like
Exons: 14
Coding region: 166-1083 (305 amino acids)
Cellular component (GO): cytoplasm; nucleus; ribonucleoprotein complex
Molecular function (GO): mRNA binding
Source: RefSeq, a predicted model, not a curated record